AUGGAUACAGAUGUUGGGUCAGAACUGUUUGUCGGCUAUGAAUCCGACUUCACCCUCAUCCUUGCCGACCUCUCCCGCACCCUCACCUCCCUCCCCCCUCUCCGCGGCGAACCCCGUAAAUCAGCCAUCUCCUCCGCCUCCCGCCUCCUCGAGGAAGGACAGGAGAUUAUUGCACAGAUGGAGCUAGAGGUGUUGAAUAUCCCAAGUGUCACGCGGGGGAAGGUCAACGCGAGAUUACGCGAACACAAGAAAGAACUACAAGAGAAGAAAACGGAGUUGAGGAAGUUGUCUGCUACCAGCGACCGGGAACUCCUCUUCGGAGACCGUGGGGCAUCACCUAUCCCGGGGAGUGAGGGACAAGAACAGCGCGAUCGGUUGUUGACUGCAACCGACCGUCUCGAACGCUCCUCCCAGCGCCUCCGCGACUCCCAAAGAAUCGCACACGAGACAGAAGACAUCGGUGCCGGAAUCUUGGGUGAUUUACGAGGCCAGAGGGAGCAGAUCGUUAAUACGAGGAAUACAUUGAUGGAGGCGGAUGGAUAUGUGGAUAAGAGUUUGAGGACGUUGAAGGGGAUGGCGAGAAGUUGGGGCAUAUGGUAA
Messenger RNA from Saitoella complicata NRRL Y-17804, 600 nucleotides. Its product is annotated as V-snare-domain-containing protein. Bases 1 to 600 code for a protein of 199 amino acids. NCBI's taxonomy places the organism in Eukaryota, Fungi, Ascomycota, Saitoellomycetes, Saitoellales, Saitoellaceae. Gene Ontology annotation, cellular component: SNARE complex; ER to Golgi transport vesicle membrane; late endosome membrane. Gene Ontology annotation, biological process: macroautophagy; intra-Golgi vesicle-mediated transport; intracellular protein transport. The record is from RefSeq and is a predicted model, not a curated record. The transcript has 3 exons. Gene Ontology annotation, molecular function: SNARE binding; SNAP receptor activity.